AUGAGGGGAAUCAUCCUAGCUGUUCUGCUCACCUUAGCGGGUAUCGAGAAGUAUAAAAUUGAACCAUACUUUAGUGAGAGCAAGACGUAUGUGUACAAUUAUGAAGGAAUUAUUCUGACUGGAUUCCCAGAGAAUGGUUUGGCUAAGGCUGGUAUUAAACUGAACUGUAAAGCUGAAAUCAGAGGCUAUGCACAGAGGUCCUACAUUCUCAAGAUCCAAUCUCCAGAAAUAAAGGAGUACAACGGAAUAUGGCCAAAAGAUCCAUUCACUCGAUCCUCUAAGCUGACCCAGGUUCUGGCUGAACAACUAACAAAACCUGUGAGGUUUCAGUACUCCAAUGGCCGUGUGGGAGAGAUCUUUGCUCAUGCUGAUGUUUCAGAGACUGUGGUCAAUAUUCACAGGGGAAUCCUAAACAUGCUUCAAGUUACAAUCAAGAAAUCUCAAGAUGUGUAUGACCUGCAAGAGAAUGGUGUUACCGGAGUGUGUCACACAAAAUAUGUGAUCCAGGAAGAUAGAAGGCAAGAGAGAUAUAUUGUAACUAAAUCCACAGAUCUCAACAACUGUGAAGACAAAGUAGUAAAGAACAUCGGAAUGGUCUACUUGGAAACCUGCAAAGCAUGCCAACAGAAAUCAAAGCACUUACGAGGAUCAGCUACCUACACAUACAAACUAAAGGAGAAGGAACAGGGUGCACUCAUUGUAGAAGCUACAGCCCAGCAAGUCUAUAAGUUCUCUCCAUUUUAUGAACUUUAUGGAGCUGCGGUAAUGAAAGCAAGACAAGUACUAACAUGGGUGGAAACUAAAGCUAGCCGAAGCAGUGAUGCACAGCUGCAAUUGGAAAAUCGUGGUGGUCUUAACUACCAAUUUGGUGCCGAAGUCCAUCAGAUGCCAUUUCAGUUAUUGAAGACCAAGAACCCAGAAUCACAGAUUGUAGAAACACUUCAGAACUUGGUGCAGAAUAACCAACAACAAGUUCAAUCACAAGCUCCAGACAAAUACCUGCAACUGAUUCAGCUUCUGAGAGCAGCAAGUGCUGAAAGCCUUCAGACUAUUUGGAAGCAGUAUGCAGACAGACCUCAGUACAGGCACUGGUUGAUACAUGCUAUCCCACUGAUUGGAUCUACUGAUUCUCUGAAGUUCAUCAAGCAGAAUAUAGAUAACCAAAAUCUGAACAAACAGGAAGCUGCCUUGUGCAUCAGUAUGGCUAUGCUGCAUUCACGUGCAAGUCAACGUACAUUGCAAGAAGCUUCUGACUUGGUAAUGGAUUCUAAGAUACAGAACAGGCCUUUCCUCUACAAGACUGCAAUACUGGCCUAUGGUUCCAUGGUCUACAAAUAUUGUGCCACAACCUCAUCUUGCCCAGAAGCGGCUCUCCAACCUCUUCAUGAUUUAGCUGCUGAGGCUGCUAGCAAGGGCAGAGAAGAAGACAUCUCUCUUGCAUUAAAGGCAAUGGGAAAUGCGGGACAACCUCAAAGUAUCAAACGUAUUCAGAAAUUCCUGCCAGGAUUCUCCUCCGGUGCUUCCCAACUCCCUAUCAGAAUUCAGACUGACGCUGUGAUGGCUCUAAGAAACAUUGCCCAACAAGACCAACGAAAAGUUCAGGAAAUUCUGCUCCAGAUCUUUAUGGACCGUAACGUCCAUUCUGAGGUGCGCAUGGUAUCUUGUAUUGCUCUGUUCGAAACCAAACCAGGAGUCGCCAUAGUAACAACUGUAGCUCAAACAGUAAUGAAGGAAAGCAAAGUUAACUUGCAGCUUGCAAGUUUCACAUACUCUCAUAUGAAGGCAUUGACCAAGAGCAGACUGCCAGAGCUUCAUUCAUUGGCUGCAGCUUGCAGUAUUGCUUUAAAAAUGCUAAAUCCAGCUCUUGACAAGCUUGGCUUCCGUUACAGCAAAGCCCUUCAUAUAGAUACCUUUAAAUACAAUGUGAUGACUGGAGCUACUGCAAAUGUUUACAUUAUAAACAGCCCAAAAACAAUGUUCCCAACCUUUAUACUCAUUAAACUCCGAGGAAUUGCGGCUGGUGCUGAGACUGACCUUGUAGAGGUUGCUGUUCGGGCAGAAGGACUCCAGGAAACUUUAAGAAAACAGAAUAUUCCAUUUGCAGAUUAUCCCAUGCGCAAAAAGAUCAUGCGUGUAGUGAAAACUCUUACUGGCUGGAAAUCACUGCCUUCUGAUGAGCCCCUUAUCUCAGCUAACUUCAAGGUGCUUGGUCAAGAGAUGCAAUUCGCUCAAAUCAGCAAAGAAACCAUCCAAGAAAUAAUGCGGUCUCUUUAUGAACCAGCAGACAGGCAUUCCGCGAUUAGAAAUGUGUUGAAUAAGCUCCUUAAUGGUGUCGCUGGCCAAUGGGCUCAUCCACUUUUGGCUGCAGAAGUUCGACACAUUAUUCCCACUUGUGUUGGUCUCCCAAUGGAAUUCAGUGUACACACAGCUGCUGUGAUUAAUGCUGCUGCUAAUGUUAAUAUGAAAGUUUCACCAUCACCAACUAAAGACUUAAGUGUAGCUCAGCUGCUGGAAUCUAACAUACAACUUCAAGCUGACAUCGCUCCAAGUGUGUCAGUUCAUGCUGUGGCGACGAUGGGAGUGAACACUCACCUUAUACAGAGCGGUAUUGAAUUUCACGGUAAAGUACGGACAUUUACCCCAGCUAAAUUUACAGCAAAGAUAGACACAAAGGACAGAAAUGUCAAGAUUGAGUCUGCUCCAUGCCAACAAGAAGAGGAACUACUGCUGACAAGAUCUCAAGUGUUUGUUGUGUCAAGAAAUGUGGAAGAUCUGGAAGCAACAAAGAAAACCCCAAUCUUACCCAGAGGAGCCGUACAACACAUUCUUAAGAAACACUUUGAGACUACCGGAAGGAAUUCUGAAGAAGCGGCCAGCAUGAUGGAUGUGUCUUCAGAAAUGGUGAGCAAGAAAUGGGCCUACUCCGCAGAAGUAACAGAACACCAAUACUCAUCAUCUAGGAACACUGAUGACUAUCGCUACUGUGCUAAAGCCCCUAAAUUUGGCUUCCAAGUCUGUCUUGAAACCAAAUAUCAAAAUGCCGGAUUCCUCAGACAGACCCCACUAUAUCGAGCAGUUGGAGAACAGGAAAUCAGAGUCACAAUAAAACCAGCUCAAAGUGAUGCACCAAUUGAAAAACUUCAGCUGGAAAUCACAGCUGGAACUAAAGCAGCUUCCAAGAUCAUUGCCAUGGUAACUGAUGAGGAUAAACAAGGUGAACAGCUUGAAGAGUCUGAGGUUCAUCUGAGACUCAAAAAGAUUCUUGGAAUAGAAGAUAUUGAAUAUAGAGCCAGAAAUGAAAGUUUACGUCAAAAUAAAAAAGGCAACAAAAAGAGCAAAAACGCUAAAACCCCAGAGACAGACAUUGUUGAAGCCAGAAACAAAAAGCCACAAUCCUCAUCCUCUUCCAGUUCUUCCAGUUCAUCUAAAUCAUCUAGUUCUUCUAGUUCAUCUAAUUCACCUAGUUCUUCUAGUUCAUCUAGUUCACCUAGUUCUUCUAGUUCAUCUAGUUCUUCAUCAAACUCUUCUCCUUCAUCUUCAUCAAGUUCAUCUCAGCAAUCUAGGCGCCAAAGGCAACAUCAAGGACAAAAGAAUGAAAAAGAUAUUGUACCUUCAGACAAUUUUCGCCAGCAGUCACAGAGAGACAGACAAACGGCUAAAGGGCAUCAUCAGCAGAGUAGUAGCAGCAGCAGCAGCAGAAGCAGCAGUUCCGGCAGCAGCAGCAGCAGCAGCAGCAAAAGAAGCAGCAGUUCCAGCAGCAGCAGCAAAAGAAGCAGCAGUUCCAGCAGCAGCAGCAGCAGUAAAAAGAGUAGCAGCAGUAGCAGCAGCAGUUCCAGGGGUCAAAAUAGCAGAGCCCAAAAUAAGCAUCAUCAAAACCAUGGACAGCACACUCAGCGCAGUCAUGAACAGCAGAACCGUCAUAACAAACAUCUGAGAGAUUCUCACCUCCCUCAGGUUCAGCGUGAACUCUAUAAAUUACGAUUUAACCCAGUACGCAGACAAAGGACAUCAGGGCAGGCACAGUCCUCACAAUCCAGCUCAUCAAGCAGUAGCUCAUCAAGUAGUAGCUCAUCAAGCAGACAAAGUGGUGGAAGACAAUCACAUCGCGGAAGAUACCUGGGAGACAAAGCACCCCCCCAGGUUGUUAUCACUGCUCAGGCCCUAAGAAAUGACAACAAAAAACAAGGAUACCAAGUCAUUGUGUUUGCAGAGGAUCACUCCUCUGACAGGUUACAAGCCUAUGUGGUGGACAUCAGUAGAGAAAGCAGGUGGAAAAUCUGUGCUGAUGCAUACAUUAAAAGUCCUCAUGAAGCCCAGGCUGAAUUUAGAUGGGGCCAGCAGUGUCAGCAAUACAAGGUAGCCAUACAGGCACAGACCGGACGUUUAGGCAAUCAGCCAGCAUUCAGAUUGAAAGUGGAUUUACCUCGUGUUCCAUCUAAAGUGAAGAAAGUAGCAGAAUUUAUGGCUGAGUACGUUCCAGGAGCAGCAAUGAUGUUAGGAUUUUCUGAAAAAUUCCAGAGAAAUCCCUCAAAACAGAUGAAAUUAGUCCUUGCUCUUAGCUCCCCAAGAGCUAUGAAUGUUGUCCUUCAAGUACCAAAGAUGACCCUGGUUUAUCAAGCAUUACAACUUCCACUGGCUGUAACUGCAGGUUGGCACGUACAGCCUGCUGAUAUUCAGGUGCCUACAUGGAAUAUCUUUGCUGAUGCUCCACAGAUGCUGAUGAAUAGACUUCAAGGACAAUGUGUAAUAACCAGUAACAGUAUAACAACCUUCAAUGAAGUUAACUUUAACUACUCAAUGCCUGGAAACUGCUUCCAUAUAUUGGUUCAGGACGCCAGUUCUGAUAUGAAAUUUUUGGUGAUGAUUAGGAAUUCUCCACAAUCUACAGAGUAUAAAGAUAUCAAUGUCAAACUUGGCAGCUUUGAUGUGGAUAUGUAUUCCUUGUCUGGAGAACAGAAGCUUAAGGUUAAUGGAAUUGUGGUGCCAAAGCAGAGUUUGCCAUACCAGCCUUCCUCUUCUCCAUUAAUAACCAUACAGAAUGAAGGUGAAGGCUUUUCACUUUCAGCUCCAGACUUCGGAAUUGAUAAACUUUAUUACGAUGGAAAAUUAAGCAAGGUUAGAACCACCUUAUGGAUGAAGGGAAGAACCUGUGGAAUAUGUGGUCAUUCUGAUAGUGAGAACUUACAGGAGUUCCAGAUGCCAGAUGGUAAUGUUGCCAGAGAUGAAGCAAGCUUUCUGCAUUCUUGGAUUCCAGCCGAAGAAGCUUGUUCUGGAGCCUGUAAACUGCAGCGCACAAUGGUGAAACUUGAGAAAUCAGUUGAUAUUGAUGAAUAUGAAUCUAAAUGUUAUUCAGUCCAACCAGUUCUGCGAUGUAUAAAAGGAUGUUCACCAGUUAGUACGACUCCGGUAUCAGUUGGCUUCCACUGUCUGCCUGCAGAUGCUUCCACAGACUUUCUUGAAGGCCAAACAAAGAUAGACAAGCCUGAAGAUCUAUUUGAGACAGUAGAUGCUCAUACAGAAUGCUCCUGUGAAUCUCUUAAGUGUAACUAAUGAUCUGCGCCAUGAAUAAGAGCACACAAUGUUCAUAUAAAUUAACAAUGUCACCUAACUAAUGAAUGAGACUCACACCAGAAAUUGUAUAAUACAAUGUUGUAGAUAUGUUAAUUUCCAAUAAAUAUUUGCAUCCAUA
Molecule: messenger RNA, 5689 nt
Organism: Bombina bombina (fire-bellied toad)
Lineage: Eukaryota; Metazoa; Chordata; Amphibia; Anura; Bombinatoridae
Product: vitellogenin-A2
Exons: 35
Coding region: 1-5550 (1849 amino acids)
Biological process (GO): lipid transport
Molecular function (GO): lipid carrier activity
Source: RefSeq, a predicted model, not a curated record